This is a messenger RNA of Puccinia graminis f. sp. tritici CRL 75-36-700-3, 2383 nucleotides long. RefSeq lists its product as uncharacterized. The transcript is spliced from 4 exons. Lineage: Eukaryota; Fungi; Basidiomycota; Pucciniomycetes; Pucciniales; Pucciniaceae. The coding region runs from base 1 to 1560 and encodes 519 amino acids. Gene Ontology annotation, biological process: mRNA catabolic process; negative regulation of translation. Gene Ontology annotation, cellular component: P-body; CCR4-NOT complex; CCR4-NOT core complex. The record is from RefSeq and is a predicted model, not a curated record.
AUGCGUAGUACUGUUCGGGUGUCUGCGCAGCAGCGAGGCUCUUCCCCGGGUGGACUGUUGAUGGUUCCCCCACUCCGAACAGCCCAGACUGCCAACUGCCCAACCUCAACCCACCAGACACUCACCCUCAACCUCAACCUCAACCUAAUCACAAAUAACAGUCCAUUCAUCAUGCUGCACGCCUUCCCUCAGCAACAACAACAACAGCAGCAGCAGCAGCAACAGCAACAAUCAAAUCAGUCUUACUUUCGUUCAUCACCACCAUCCAAUCCAAUCCAGUCUCAACCAAACUCAGCACCACUCGCCUCAAAUAAUCAAGGCAGACUGAACAACAACACUAAUACUACCACCAACUCCACUAAUCAAUCCACUCACAACUUCAACAAUCUCCACCUAGGAUCACUCAUCAGUCCCAACCUCAACUCCAACUCAAAUCAACAACGUAACCUACUCCUGGGGGCUCUCAACAGUCCAAUCGCCCCCCUAUCCGCUUCCAGGGAAUCAUACGGCUCACUCCUCAACUCCAACAACAGCUCCACGCCCUCUCAAGUUCAAAACGGCAUAGUCAGUCGAGUAGAUACACCCUCCUUAAUUGGUCCACCUUCAGUGAAUACCCCCAGUUCUGCCGGAUUACCCAUCAACGUACCCUCGCAUAUCCUGUCCAGUUCGACUGGGAAACUGCUCUUGUCCUCCAAGCAUGGCUCACCCACCGGGGCUGAGCAUCCAAAGAACUCACAAUCCGAGAACGAAAAGAUUCACUAUUUGAUCGUCGACCUCUUGAACCCACUCACCAGAGAAUUGGCACUCUUAGAACUCAGUAAGAAGCGCGAACAAUGGGACGAUCUCGCCCUUGUUUUAUGGCAUUCAUUCGGUGUCAUGUCCUGCUUAUUACAAGAGAUCGUCGCCGUCUAUCCACUCCUAUCACCCCCUUCGUUAACCGCCAAUGCAUCCAACCGAGUCUGCAACGCACUCGCACUCCUCCAAUGUGUCGCAUCGCACAACGAGACUCGAGCGCUAUUCUUACAAGCCCAUCUGCCACUAUUCCUCUACCCGUUCCUGAAUACGACCUCGAAGACUCGACCGUUUGAAUACCUCCGACUGACUUCGCUCGGGGUGAUCGGCGCCCUGGUGAAACAGAACGACAACUCAGAGGUGAUCAACUUCUUGCUCUCGACUGAGAUCAUCCCCUUAUGUCUCAGGAUCAUGGAGACUGGAUCCGAGUUGAGCAAGACCGUCGCCAUCUUCAUCGUCCAAAAAAUCCUCCUCGAUGAGAUGGGUCUGGCCUACAUCUGUCAGACUUACGAGCGAUUCUAUGCUGUGGGAACGGUGCUCAGCAACAUGGUCAACCAGUUGGUCGAAACCCAGGCCGUGAGACUCUUGAAACAUGUCGUGAGGUGUUAUUUAAGAUUAAGCGAUAACUUGAGAGCUAGAGAGGCUUUAAGAGCUUGUUUACCCGAACCUUUACGAGAUGCAACAUUCAGUCAAGUCUUGAAAGGAGACCUAAUCACGAAACGAUGUUUGGCUAGCUUAUUGUUGAAUCUGUCAGACCGAGUCGAAUAGUAAAAAAAAUGAUCUCCACAUCCUUCAUCCUAAUAACGCAAAACGCAAAGACUUAAAAAAAGAGAAGAAGAAGAGAAAGAAUUGCUGGUUCUUCCUUUCUCUUUCUCUUCCCACAUCCUCCAUCUUUGAAUGUAGAAAAGAUGUGGCCGAGAUUUCCCCUAAUUAUUAGCAUCCAUCCUCCCCCCCCCCAUCUGCUGGUCCUCUUUUAACACCUCGUUUCGUCCACUACCAUAUCUCCCAGUUUCUUGGCAUACACUCUCAUCCCGUCCCGAUCUCUUUUGCUUACUAAGUCCUACUGCUACCUUUGUAUGUGAUCUGAAAGAAUCGAUCAACUGAUAACUACCACCUCAUGUUUUAAUAACCCCCCCCCCCCACCUACUCAAUCAUCACAUAUAUAUACAUCAACUAUAAACACCAAUUCAACAAAACAAAAUAGUCACAUCCUUAUUUCUAUCAUGUUUAAUUCCGUCGGGCUUGUAUGAAUUAGAUCAGAUUUAUCUUUACUACAACAUUAAAACCCUCCUUUAUUCUUUUAAUUCCUGCUAUAAAACCCUCUCCUCCCUCCUACGAUUUACCCUCCCAACCCCUGCACCAGAAAAAAAAAUGAAAACAAAAGCACCAAAAAAUAAUUCAAAUCCCCCUCUAUCUCUCUGCAUGUAUAUAUAUAUCUAUAGACUUGACUUGUUUCUCUAUCUGAAAAAUAUACAUUAUGAUUAUUUACAUGCUGUUGUUAGUAAUCAUUAGCUCUUUUUUUAUUUUUUAAUCUCCUCUCUAGUUGGUCUUUUCCUUUUCUAAUUUCUUUCUUCCUCUUUUUUUUUUUUUU